Durotheca rogersii is the source of this 864-nucleotide messenger RNA. RefSeq lists its product as uncharacterized. The record is from RefSeq and is a predicted model, not a curated record. The coding region runs from base 205 to 678 and encodes 157 amino acids. NCBI's taxonomy places the organism in Eukaryota, Fungi, Ascomycota, Sordariomycetes, Xylariales, Xylariaceae. The transcript is spliced from 3 exons.
CGAUCGUCUCGAGGGAGACGACAGUUGGCUUCCUCAUGACGCUGGCCGUCGCGCCUGGAGUAAAACCUCCUUUGCCGUUACGUUGCUUCGUAUAUCGAAGUGAAAGAUUGGGCUCGCUCUCUGGGUAAUCAUAAUGAGCACGAACGUUUCUAUGAUAGCUAGCGCCCUGUUGCUCUUCCUGCAUCGUAACCUACGAGCAAAAUCAUGGGAUUCACAGAUUUCUGGCACAUGCUGGCCCGCGUUCAGCAUAGCCGUUGGCAUGACGUCUUCAGCGUACCAUACCUUAAUGGAUUUCGUACUCAGAGUGCUUCCGAUGAGGGAGGUUGUCCUGUCAUCUGGGGAAGCGCCAAAGCCGCUACGGCUGUCAUGGCUGCUUCUAUUCCCGCGCUUCGAGUACUCGUAGGAGAUAUCGGGACUUCAAGCACAUGGUGCUGCGAGUCAACCUCGUUUGGGGCCACGCUCAGGUCCCUAGAACACGCGCCGAAGAGAGACCGCCGGCCUCCCGACAAAACCAGCCGAGGAGGCAAGAUAUAUGACGCCGCUACUGACCAGGAAAGCGAGGACAAAGUCGGGCUGAGCUGGUCGGAGUCGGGCAGGAUCAUCAAAACGCAGGCAGCAUGCCCCCCCACAUACGACGAAAUACUGCCAGUGGGUGGAGGACGAAAAGAAGAGGAAUAAGAAAACAGAAGAGGGUCCAGCAGGGAAAUUAGGUAUGUAAUUAAGUACCUAGGUACUAGCAUAAAUUAAGUGCAUAACGGGUAAACUUCUUAUGUCAUCCUCACAACCCGCCAUGAGUUACCAUAUGUACCUAUGUACACUGCGCCAAGUGACACACAGAGGGCGGCAGGUGGCAGUGCCGAGCUA